AUGCCAACUCAAGCUGUAAAUGGGUUAGAGUACACUGUCUACCGCUCUGGCGAUGGCAGUGGCGGCUUCUCCACAGCAUCGGCAAAGGUACCUGAACUCGGCCCUCAUGACAUUCUUAUUCGCGUCACCCACAGCGGUGUCUGCCACACAGACAUCACCUUCUGCCAAUUAGGUGCCCCGAUAGCUCUUGGCCAUGAAGGAGUUGGAAUUGUCGAAGCCGUGGGCUCUCUCGUUACACAGUUCAAAAUCGGCGAUCGAGCCGGAGGUGGAUUCCACCGAGACGCCUGUGGUCACUGCAAGUAUUGCUUGUCUGGACGAGAUAUUUACUGCUACGAACGUGUCAUCUUUGGCGAGGGUGACUUCGACAAUGGGACCUUUAGCAAGUACUACAUCGGCAAGGAGACAUUUCUUCACAAGAUUCCCGGCAGUCUUGCCAGUGAGCAUGCAGCGCCCCUCCAAUGUGCUGGUGCAACCGUCUAUGCAGCCCUCGAGGCUACAGUCACCACAGACAAAAGAGUUGGUAUCCUGGGUAUCGGUGGUCUUGGUCAUCUUGCCAUCCAAUACGCAGACAAAAUGGGCGCUGAAGUUGUCAUCUACAGCACGAGUGCUAGCAAGGAAUCUGAGGCACGACAACUAGGUGCAAAGGAGUUUCAUCUCAUUGGAAAUAUGUUUAGUGAGAUCAAGGCACCUAUCGACGUUCUGGUCAUUUGUGGGACGAAAUAUCCAGACUGGGAUCGUGUCAUGACCAAAGACUUUCUCGCCAGAGACGGCAUUAUCGUCCCUCUGGCCGCUCCCGUACAGGGUCCCCUCAGCCUCCCCGCUGGAUCAAUGUUCUUCCAAGGGUAUCAUGUAUUCUCAAGCCUAGUAGGGUCCCGAAACAUUCACGACGAGAUGCUUGAAUUUUCAGGCCGACAUGGUAUUAAGCCUAUGGUCCAGGUCUUCGAGCAUAAAGGUGCUUCAACUAUUCAAGAAAUAUUUACGCUUGUCGAACAGAAUAAAAUGAGGUACAGAGCUGUCUUAGAAAUGCCCAGUUAG
Fusarium sp. VM40 is the source of this 1035-nucleotide messenger RNA. The record is from the annotation of a GenBank genome assembly. Lineage: Eukaryota; Fungi; Ascomycota; Sordariomycetes; Hypocreales; Nectriaceae.